CCUCACCACGAACACCCGCAUAAUAUCCGGAUAGGUAAACAAGUCAGCAUGGCGAAAAUGCAGGAAUGUUCAUUAAUUGUCACACAUUUACCUGCUGAUAUAAGCAGACGGGAAAUACAAGAUUAUUUCAGCGAAGUUGGACCCGUUAAAAAGUGCCAUCUUGUCAGGGAUAAAAAUGGCACCUUUAAAGGAAUGGCCUACAUUAUCUAUUCUUUUGUGGAAGAUGCCAAGCAAGCGGUUAAAAAGUAUGAUAAUUCUACAUUUAACGGAAAAAUUCUGAGAGUGAAAUAUUCUCGUCAGAGAGAAACGGAAUCAGAUGAAGAUGUUUCUGGUGCACAACGUAACAAGGAAGAGGAUGGAGAAGAAAAUGAAACAAAUAUUAAGAAGAAAAAAACAAAGAGGAAGGACAAGAGACAGCCAGCAAAACAGAGAAAAGGAAGAAUUAUUAUUAGGAAUUUGUCUUUCAAGGCUGAUGAGAAAAUAGUGGAGGAGCAUUUUUCAGUGUAUGGAAAGAUUAGAGAAGUGUCAAUUCUACGCAAACAUGACGGGAAGAUGGUGGGCUGUGCAUUUGUUCAGUUUGAUACUAAGGCUGAAGCACUAAAAGCAAUAAAGGAGUGCAAUAUGAAACCUUUGUUAGGAAGGCCAAUUGCAGUGGAUUUAGCUGUUGAGAAGGAAAGAUUUAAGCCAGAAGGAAGCAAUUCUGAAAUAUCUAGAGAUGAAACUGGAGGUGCAGAAGUGAAGAUAAAGGAAGAGGAAUUGAGUAAUGAUGAAAAAGAAGAGAUUGAUGAGGAAAAUGAUAUAAAGAUGGAGAUUAAAGAAGAAAGUGGUGAGGAAGAUGAUAUAAAGACAGAGAUUAAAGAAGAAAAAGCAAGCAGUGAGGAUGAAGAUGGUGACAGUGGAUUAGAUGAUGGUGAUGAAACUAGUAGUGAUGAUGAUGAUGAGGAUGAUAAAAAGCACACACCAUCUAAGAAUACACAUGCUCCUACAAAAGGCCCCAGUAAAGACAUCACGGAAGAAAGGACAUUGUUUAUAAAAAAUCUCCCAUUCAUUGCUACACAGGAAGAAAUAGCAGAAGUUUUACAAAAGUUUGGAGAAUUAAAGUAUGUUUUGCUUUGUAUAGACCAGCUUACUGAGCACCCACGGGGAACAGCAUUUGUGCAGUUCAAGGAGCGAGAAGCAGCCGAUGCCUGUUUAGCAGCAGAAGCAGACCCCAGUACAAAGAAAGACUUUAUUCUCUAUGGUCGACCAAUGCAUAUCAUGAGAGCCAUAAGCAGGACGGAGCUGGAGAAGAGAAGAAAUGAGAAAGGACAAGAGAAAGUGAAGAAAGAUAAAAGAAAUCUUUUCUUGGCUCGGGAAGGAUUUGUUCGUCAGGGAACCAAAGCAGCAGAGGGUUUGUCAAAAGCUGACUUGGCUCUUCGCACAAGGAGAGAGCAGGUUAAACGCCGAAUGUUGCAGAAUUUUCAAAUCUUUGUGUCUGAAACUCGUCUCUGUAUCAAUAAUUUGCCUGAGAAAGUUGAUGACAAGCGGUUGUAUGCAAUUUUCAACAAGCAUUCACCAGAAGGAGCUAAAAUUACAGAGGCACGAAUAAUGCGAGAUUUCCAAAACAUUGAUGAGAAUGGUAAACCCAAGAGCCGUGGAUAUGGCUUUGUCACCUUCACUGAACAUGAGCAUGCUCUUGCUGCUCUUCGCAAAAUCAACAAUAACCCCGAUAUAUUCACUAAUGAUCAAAGGCCUAUUGUGGAAUUUUCUUUGGAAAACCGAUCAGUCCUUCAGGCUCGCCAAAAGCGUAUGGAGAAGAGCAAAGAAAAAAAUCCCUUAUGGAAAAAAGAUGGAUACAAUGCAAGACAGAAUGCCACUACGACAGAUAGUACCAAAAAAGCAUGUCAGAUAAAGAAGAAUCCUGAGAAAAUUAGUGAAGACAACGAGAUGGAAAGCCAAUCAAGUUUUAUGGGUUCCAAGUCUAAUCCUUCCAACAAAAAUCUCCCAGCUAAUUAUGGGCCCAAGAUACGACAUCAUGAAAAGGGUAAAGGGAAAAUUAGUAGAAAUCAGUUUAGAAAAGAACGACGGGAUCGAGUACUUGGUAAAAAAAGAAAGCGCCCAACGAGUGAAGACCAGGGAGAUUCUUCAUCUGUGAAACCAUCUCAAGAAGAAACAGAGGGUCAAGGUAAAAAAAAGAGAAAAAGGAACAAAAAGAAUACAAGUAAGAAAAUGAAAAUGGAAACGAAGGAUGAAAGAGCUUUUAAUUCAAUGGUGCGUAAGUACAAAGAUAAAAUGUCAUCUGUGAAUUCAACAUCUGACAAAAGAUGGUAUGAAGACUGAAAUCUGAGACUGAAUGGAAUUAAGGUAAACCGUAAAUAUAGUGCUGACCUAUCAUAGUGAGAUUAUUUGUAUAUCCUAAUGGGUUUUUAAGAAUUAGACUAUACUGUACUGCAUAUGCAUUCAGAUAUGCUAAUACAGUAAUUAUAUUAAUGGAGUAUAAAUAUUUAUUGUAAAGGAAACUGAAUGCAGUAAUGUAUUAAGAAAAGUUUUAUGCUAAUUAUAUUAUUAUCUUUACAAAUACAGUACAAAUGAAAAUGGUAAAAGAUACCAUAUAUGAAAAAGCAGCAUGUAAGUGCAAUAAGGACUGGUGAAAAGCCAAUUUAAAUAUUGAAGAUAAGCAGAGGGGUAAAUCUUGACUGUUGAAAGAUAAAUUAGUAGUACAGUAUGUAGAUAGAAUACUCUUUGUUAAAAGAAGUUUGAGUGUGAAUAUGAUCGUUUUGUUAGUGUGAAGAGUUCAAGAGAGAAUAUCAAGAUGUACCCAUGGAAGAGGUAAGUAAAUUAGUGCAGGAGCAGUAAGGAGCAUAUGGAAAAGCAGUAAGCAUUGACAAGGUAUAUAUUUGCAGGAAUUAUUAAAUGCAGUGGAGAAAAAGGACCAUAUUAAGUGUGGAAAAUUUGCCAGAUUUGGGAUGGAUGACUGGAAAGAGUUACGAUUACACCAUUGUAUAUACAGUAAUUAAGAUUAAUCUAGUGAAUGUAAGAAUUAUAGAAGCACUGGUUAACUAAAUGUAGUGGGUAAAGUGUAUGGCAGGAUCAAAAUUACAAGAGUACAGGAAAUAACUGAAAAUUGUCACUGUAAACAAGGUGGGUGCUGUGGUGGAGGCGGUGUGUAUCAGAUUUUGCAUUUAAGCAGCUAGUAGAGAAAGCAGAUGAGAGAUUGUAGGGUGCACAUGGCUUUUAUGGGCUUGAAGAAAGCAAAUAAUAAAAGUUAAUAAACAGUGACUGUAGAAUGUUGAGAGUAGAAUUUACUGUAUAGUUUUGAUCAUCAGUGGGGAUUAGAUUUCAUUUAAAUGAAAUAAGUUCUUUGGAAGUACAGCAUGUAUAGGAGCUAAUGGUGUAAGAAGUGACUGAAUUAUUAAUGUAUGGUAGUAUACUAGUGUUGGUAAAUAUACAUGUACAUACAGGACAUUAUUUUCAUGUAUACUGGGUAAGUAUAGUCAGUGUCAUAAGGGACAUCAAUUUAAGAACAUCAGAAAACAUUACGAGACUCACAAACGAAAUGACUGACAGGAAUACAAGUACUGUACAGUACAGUAUAACAAUUUUAAUUUUGUGUAUGACAGUUCUUGAAGCAGAAAAUACUGGUGCUGCCUUUUGAUAAUGACCGUACUUACUUGAAGCAGAAAAUUACACAUUUAUGAAGAUUAGUUGAAAGCUUUAUUAAUGUGUUUGAGUGAGAAGACUACGUCUACUUCAAAUUUGUGCAACGGUAUAGUGGUAAUAGAGGGAAGAAACUGUGCAUGGUAAGUGAAACUAAAAUGUAUACAAGGAUGUUAGACAUGGCUGAUCGCAAGCAAAGUUGAGAGGGAGUUACGAAGGUAAAUGGCUGGAAUAACGAAAGCUUAGGAGAAACAAAUAGGAAGAGGGUUGCAGGAAACAGUGAUGGUGUCUCCCCUUAUGUGAGAUGCUGAUGUGCAAUGAGCAUGAAUAAAAAUAGAGGUACAUGUGGUGGUAAAAUAAUAAUAUGGAGGGUCAAAGUCAGUCAGCUGCACAAUUCAGGAUAGAACGGUGAAGAGAGUGCAUUUAAAUGAAUAAAUUUAGCAGUGGAAGGGUGGCCCAACAGAUGAGCAGACAUUGUGAGUGAGGAAAUGUCUAAUACACACAGAGAAAAAUACAAUUUAAAUAUGUGUAAGCUAUAAUUUCAUUUAAGUCUGCAAAAGUAAGGGAUAAUUAUAUACAUUUAUAUACUUACACAUGCAUACAUAUGUAUGUAUGUCAUAGCUAAUAGCCAGGACUGCACUACUUGCCUUGUAAGGAAGGCCCAUUUUGACUAUUGGCCAAUGUGGUUUGGCAUAUCAUAUAUUUCUGUAUAUGAUUAAAUAAAUUACAGUAGUUAACCCUUAAUAAUAAUAUAUUGACAAGAAUUUCUAAUGUAGGUAUAGUUUUGGCUGUUAGGCAAUAUUAAGAAAUAAUUGGCAUACAGUAUUUAGGUUAGGUCAGGCUUCUUGACUUUUGAUUCAAAUUGUUAUAAAAGCCAUAUUAUGUACAGUACAUUAUAAUAAUUAACUUCAUAAGAUAAAAUUUUGGGAAUAUAACAUUUAAAAAACUCUGCUUGUUAUGUACAACACACAUACUGCAUUAUAUAUAAAGGGCAUAUAUAUUAAUUUUUGUACAACUUGUUGUUUCAAAGUAUUUAACUUUAUGAAAUGGUUAGUUUCAUUAAAUUAGUAAGUUUUACAGUGUUUAUUGUAAUUGUCACUUUAACAAGCAAUUUUAUCAACACCGUUGACUUCUAAUUCUGUACGUGUCUUUGUUACAUAUUUUCUUUCCCCAGUGUAUUACUGUGGAUGAUUGCUGGAGUGGUGUGAUGGUUGUUUAGCCCCUAAUGCUGUAUAGUGCCAAUGAUACAAAGAAUGAAGGUGUUACUUAUUUAUAAUCUUUUACUAUACACUAUUAUAUUUUGUCUGGGCUGAUAUUGCCCCAUCCCAUAUAUGAAGUAAUCAUAUUGGAUGGAUAUGAAAAGUGAGAACAUAUGUUUAUGCUAUGCAGUAAAACUUUGGCCCUGGAUGACCAAAGCGAUGUUAGUAAUUGUACCAGCCCUAGUGCGUGUUUCAUUAUAGUACUGUAUUAUUUUCUAUAAAUAAUGCAAAUGAU
Molecule: messenger RNA, 5130 nt
Organism: Procambarus clarkii (red swamp crayfish)
Lineage: Eukaryota; Metazoa; Arthropoda; Malacostraca; Decapoda; Cambaridae
Product: RNA-binding protein 28
Cellular component (GO): nucleolus
Molecular function (GO): mRNA binding
Source: RefSeq, a predicted model, not a curated record